AGCUAACUUCAUUCGUUUGAGAGAAAAAAGUAAAUGUUCAUUCUUGUCACUGAUGUCUGAUGAUGUCAACAAUAGAGUGAAGAGACCUUUCCUUGGCUGGCAAUUUUGGAUUAAACUGAUUUCAGGAACUUGAAGUUCUGCCAAUACCCAGAGGGGGAUCUCAAGCCUCAAGGAACUAAUCAAGCUUGUAUCAAACAGUGUCCCGAAGAUGAAUACGCUGCUCGUAUCGGCUGUGCCAGCCUUCGAGUCUGGCAACCAGACCGAAAUCUGCAACAAGCUGCAAGAAUUCACAAAAGAGAAUGCUGGUACAUUCUCUUUCACAGAUGUGCAAUUGGAAACCAAAAAGAAAUUUGUUGGCGAUGUUGUCACCAUGCUGGAGGCAACGGACAGCUGGGAAUGCCAGUUACUGUGUCUGGAAUCGCUCAAGAUAUUCAGUCGGGAUAAAUACAACAUGCUGCAGCUGGAACAGAAGGAAUGCGUGCACCUUCUGGCCAAACUGGCCGGCCUUAGUGAAGAACCAAAGGAGUGUGAUAUUAAAGUUGUCACAGAAGCCCAGAAGUGCCUGUGUAAUCUCGUGUUCAACAAUGCCAACGUGCGGACAAUAUGCAGUGAGAGCACGUGUGUAGAGAAGAUCCUAGCCCGUACAAAGCGAUACUCUGACUCCACGGUAACAUGGGAAACCAAGUUCUACGACAUGAGACUACUCUUCUUACUCACGGCACUCACUCCUGAUCUGAGGGCGAAGAUUCGAACAGAACUCUCGGGAAUCGAGAUCUUUACCGGUCUGCUGGAGACGGAGGUGCUUUGUGACAUUGAAGACAGGGAGAGCAUGGGGACAAUGGGGGCUUCAGAGAAGAGAGAAAUCAUCACAGCAGCUCAGGCCGACCUGGCCGGAGAGAUACUCAAGACGUUCUUCAAUAUUAUCGUACAUGUCAAGGUGGAGGACUUACAAGGGGAGGAUGACACAGUUUGGAAGAGACUUGGUAUUUCAUUCCGAGCACUGCUGCUCUCAGACGCAGAGAACGAGGAGAAGACAGAGGCUUAUCACAGCCACACAGUCAACAUGUUAACCUUGCCACUACCCAAACCCUGUGUAAUGCAACUCAUCCCGGAGCCCCAGGGAGCGACCGGAGGAUCGUCCACUUACCAUGGUUACAGCAUGGAUCUCAUCGCAGCUAUACUCAAAUUCCUGGAGAAGAGGAUAGAAAAGUGUGGUGUCAAAGAUGGAAAGCAAUAUUCUCUCGUGGAGCAACUCAACCCUGCGAUCAGCGCCCUCUGUGUCCUGUCUCGGUGCAACCGCUAUAUAAGAAAACAUCUCAAAGAACAGGUCUUGCCACCAUUAAGAGAUGCCUCCCUCCUACCUGAAGAAGGAGAUUCACUUAGAAACAAGUUGGUGCGCUUUAUGACAAACCCGUCAACUGAAAUCAAAGAAUCAGUGGCUGAUUUCAUCUUUAUUCUCUGCAAGGAAUCAGUUUCAAGAAUGGUGAAGUAUACUGGAUACGGCAAUGCUGCUGGCAUGCUUGCAAGGAGGGGGCUACUUCACGGCGGGAGGGGUAACACUGAUUACAGCGAUAGCGACGGUGAUUCAGACAGCGAUACAGAAGAAUACAGGGAAGUCAGGGACAGGAUAAAUCCCAUUACAGGGAGAGUAGAGGAGGAUAAACCGGACCCCAUGGAAGGCAUGUCAGAGGAACAGAAAGAGUUCCAUGCCAGAGAACUAGCAGUGAUGAUCACUAAGAUGGCCAAUGAGGGCGUUAUCACUCCCAUGGCUGUCGGACAAGAUGGCCGCCUCAUCUCGAUGCAAGAGAUCAUGGGUCGCGCUGAGGCCGUUGAGAACCAAGAAAACGGCAACGGCGAUACAGAUGGCGACUGAUCCGACCUUGUCCUCAAAAUUGGCCGAUCUACGUCGGUCAAGCUUUUGAACUUCUUUGAAAGACAAAGGGCUGGUCACCUGUCGAUGAUAUAUCAGUGUGUUCCUACAGGAAACCAGGGGGGGUUGUUUCACAAAGACUAAGAUUGACUUUAAGUUGGACUUGAAUAUGGCAGACCAUUCAUGCAACAUGGUUGCUCCCACCAUUAUGAUCUUCAGGUAAUAUUUUUUUCCUUCAAUAAUGAAUAUUCAAAUGAUGUAAAUUCUGUAGAUUUGUGACCAUGAUUUGCAUGACCCUUGAGAGACAAAUGUCCGUAAAUGGUGAGAGAGAACUGAGGCAUGAACGGCCUGCCAUAGUUAAGUCCAACUUAAAGUUGAUCUUAGUCUCUGUGAAGCACUUCCCUGUAAAGUAAUGCAGUCACUUACCUGGAAUUAGAAAUUAAGCAGUUACCCCUUUCAGAAUAUAACGAGUCUGUUUCUGCAGGAGUGCAAUUCCAUCAAAGGGAGAUGGAAGUUAGUUUCCAUGUACAGAAGGUCAUAUAAAUCCGCUGACACCAGACUUGGUAGAAAUACCGUUAAUGGGUGUACAAGUCUAGCACACAGCGAACCUGUGGUCCCAUCAAGAAAUACCCCUUAGUCUCUCCAAGAGUCUUCGGGUAAGGGAAAUGUAAAAUAGUUACUUUUCCAUAUGGGUCGAUUAGUUGAAAAUGCAGAGCAUUACAUAAGGCCUGUUGGUCAUAAAACUGAAAUUUAAUCCUGGGGAUUAACAGCACAUGUUAUUGGGUGAAUUUCCCAUGAGCCCACUACUAUGUGUAUCUACUGUUUUAUUGGAUUAUUAUGGUGUAAUUCCACGGAACAUAUACCUGGAAAUAAUCCAUUAGACCGGAAAAGGAGUGGUAUUUUAAAAUCCUGUAGGAAACAUGCCAUAUGAUAAGGAUAACACUGGCAGGAGUGAUAAACGGUCUAUUUAAUGGUUUUAUUGGAUUAUGGUGUGUUUCCACGGAACAUAUACCUGGAAACAAUCUGUUAGACCCGGAAAGGAGUGCUAUUUUGAAAUUCCCUAGAAACAUACCAUAUGAUUACGAUAACAUUGGCAGGAGUGAUAAACGGUCUAUAUAGAAAAUGUAUGGUGCUUGCUGAUACAUGCUAAUUAGCCUUCAGCGCCGACUUUUCUUGGAUCCAUUUUUAUCAUUUCCAUAAUCGUCAUUAUAUCCUUCAUUUGUGACCAGCCCUAAAUUGAGGAUAUUACUGUAUAAACUAUCCCUUGUUCACCAACAGACUUCAGUA
Strongylocentrotus purpuratus (purple sea urchin) is the source of this 3157-nucleotide messenger RNA. RefSeq names its product synembryn-A. NCBI's taxonomy places the organism in Eukaryota, Metazoa, Echinodermata, Echinoidea, Camarodonta, Strongylocentrotidae. The record is from RefSeq and is a predicted model, not a curated record. Gene Ontology annotation, molecular function: guanyl-nucleotide exchange factor activity; G-protein alpha-subunit binding. The transcript has 15 exons. Gene Ontology annotation, biological process: G protein-coupled receptor signaling pathway. The coding region runs from base 209 to 1873 and encodes 554 amino acids. Gene Ontology annotation, cellular component: cytoplasm.